GCUCUUGAAGAAGACAGGCUCAGCGCCAGGUAGCUGUUCUUACCCUCCUCACACACACACACACACACACACACACACACCUGAAGACAGCAUGUGAACAGCUCCCUCCUCUUCUCUCUUCGGGACUUUUUACAUCAUCUUCUUUGUGUCGCUGCGCAGAGUGGAUUUGUGUUGCCCAGAUGUUACCACUUUAACCUCCUCCGUCUCGUCUGGGAGUAUCAAAGAUGAUGGAAAUCUGUUGUUGUUAUUGUCCAGGAUGCCUCUGCCCAUUGGUACCUAAGAAGAGGAGGAUGGAGUUGGACAGUUUGGACGUACAUCGAGUGAUAUGAAAACAGCCUGCAAACCAGAAUCUAGUCUGACUCCGGUUCAGCGUGCUCUGCGGUCUGCAAAGCAGUAUGAACUGCAGCGGCUCCUUCACACUGCCUGAAUGCCUUGAAUCCUGUCCAACACUUAACUGAAGUCAGGUUAAUGAAGAAGAUGCUGAGGAAGAUGGUGACCAUGAGGAGGAUCCUCCAUGUGAAGGCAGAUGUGAUGUGCACAAUGCUGCUGCUGGUGCUGUUCUGUGUGCUGCUCUAUGCCCGGCAGGCCGUGCUCUCCUCUGAGUGGGACAGGCCUUUGCUGAAGCUGGAAAUCCACGGAUCUACCAGUCCCAGCAGGACCUUGCUGGGCGCCAGUGGGGCCAAAGUCGGCCAGGAGUCUCAAGGGACACAGCUGCCUCCCUGCAAACCCCAGUCCAAAUCCAAACUUCUGCAGCUCAAGCAAAAACCCCAGGUCAAAUCUAAGGGGAAAUCCAAGGCACGACGGAAAAAUGCUGUGCCGACUAAGACAGCUGCCAAGCCCCUGCCCACGAUGCCUCCAUUUGACUUUGAGGGCUAUCUGAGAAAAAAGGACAACAGAAACUUUAAACUGCUCAUAGACCAGCCUGAUAAAUGUCACGUUGGGGGAGCAGAGGAAGAAGAAGAAGGAAGUGAAGGGUCGUCUGCUGCUCUCUACAUGCUGAUUGCAGUGAAAUCUAUCCCUGCAGAUUUUGAAAAACGUCAGGUAAAAUAUCCAAUGUGGUGUUGUCCCAAACGUUCCAAAAAUGUCAAAGCUAGAAAAAUCUGGUAUUUAACAUGCCUCACCAUUGUGGUUAUCUGCCAGAAGUUCUCAUAAAUUAACUUUUUAUCC
Molecule: messenger RNA, 1167 nt
Organism: Notothenia coriiceps (black rockcod)
Lineage: Eukaryota; Metazoa; Chordata; Actinopteri; Perciformes; Nototheniidae
Product: UDP-GlcNAc:betaGal beta-1,3-N-acetylglucosaminyltransferase 9-like
Exons: 4
Coding region: 469-1152 (227 amino acids)
Source: RefSeq, a predicted model, not a curated record